AUGCCUGAUUUAGCAACUCGAAGGAAUAUUCCGGUAGCAUCAUUCUUUUCUAUGUCUGCUAUGUUUUAUUCUGUUCUUCUUUUCCAAAAUGAACACUAUCCUCUCGAUAUUUCAGAAAAUGGAGAUGAAAUGAUGAACAUCCCUGGAGUUUCUUCAUUUCCUCGCAAGGAUCUUCCAACUUUAACAGCCGAAGACUACAGUCUUUUCGACGAAAUAAUGGACGCAAUCUCAUCCAUUAGUCGAGCACAAUACCUCAUAUUUGGCACUGUCUACGAAUUCGAUCCUCAAGUUAUUGACAUUUUGAGAACAAGAUUUACAUUUCCCAUCUAUACUAUUGGCCCUGUAAUACCCUACAUGAACCUCCAAGAUCAUAAUUCUUCUUCAAGCGUCUACGAUGAUGGAACCGACUGCUUCGCAUGGCUGGAUCGCCAACCUAAUGAUUCCGUCUUGUACGUUUCUUUCGGCAGCUUUCUUUCAGUUUCAGGUGUUCAAAUGCAGGAGUUUGCAGCUGGUUUAGCUCAAAGUGGUGUGAAAUUCUUAUGGGUGGCACGCAAAGAAGUUGCACUAUUAAAAGAAAGUUUUCAUGAUAAUGAUAAAGAUAACGGGUUGAUAGUGUCGUGGUGUGAUCAAUUGAAAGUGCUUUGUCAUCCUUCGGUAGGCGGAUUUUGGUCGCAUUGCGGUUGGAAUUCUGUGCAAGAAGGAGCUUUUGCUGGUCUUCCUUUUCUUACUUUUCCGAUUGCAUUCGAUCAGCAGUUUAAUAGUAAGCUGAUUGUAGAAGAAUGGAAAACUGGCUGGACUUUGAAAAAAUAUGUUGGAGCGGAUAAUUUGAUAGGAAAAGAGAAAAUUGCUGAGAUUGUGAAGAAAUUCAUGGAUUUGGAAAAAGAUGAAGGGAAAGAAAUGAGGAAAAGAGCUAAAGAGCUUCAACAAAUAUGUCAAAGUGCAGUUUCAAAAGGUGGAUCUUCAAAAAUUAAUAUCGACACCUUUUUUGAUGACAUACCAUGCUAAGUUCUCUA
Mercurialis annua (annual mercury) is the source of this 1013-nucleotide messenger RNA. RefSeq names its product UDP-glycosyltransferase 87A1-like. The transcript is spliced from 3 exons. Gene Ontology annotation, molecular function: UDP-glycosyltransferase activity. The record is from RefSeq and is a predicted model, not a curated record. Bases 1 to 1005 code for a protein of 334 amino acids. NCBI's taxonomy places the organism in Eukaryota, Viridiplantae, Streptophyta, Magnoliopsida, Malpighiales, Euphorbiaceae.